Tilletiopsis washingtonensis is the source of this 1381-nucleotide messenger RNA. Its product is annotated as putative TIF34-translation initiation factor eIF3, p39 subunit. Gene Ontology annotation, biological process: cytoplasmic translational initiation. The record is from RefSeq and is a predicted model, not a curated record. Gene Ontology annotation, molecular function: translation initiation factor activity; RNA binding; protein binding. NCBI's taxonomy places the organism in Eukaryota, Fungi, Basidiomycota, Exobasidiomycetes, Entylomatales. Bases 1 to 1086 code for a protein of 361 amino acids. Gene Ontology annotation, cellular component: eukaryotic translation initiation factor 3 complex, eIF3m; cytoplasm. The transcript is spliced from 6 exons.
AUGCUCGGCCAGCAGACGUUGAGUGUGCCGCCCGGCGGCCGCCGUCCGCUCCUUCUCUCGGGCCACGAGCGUGCGCUCAACCAGAUCAAGUUCAACCGCGAGGGCGACCUGCUCUUCUCCUGCAGCAAGGACAACGUCGUCAAUGUGUGGUACUCGCACAACGGCGAGCGCCUCGGCACGUACGAGGGCAACAACGGCAGUGUCUGGAGCAUCGACCCGGACCACACGUCGUCGCUGCUCAUCACGGGCUCCGCGGCGAACCAGAUGAAGCUGUACGAGGUGGCGUCGGGCAAGUGCAUCUUCACGUGGGAGUUCGACACGGCCGUCAAGCGCGUCGCCUUCUCCGAGGACGGCACGCAGGUGCUGGCCAUCACCGAGCAGCGCAUGGGCUUCCGCGGCACGCUGCAGGUCUUCCGCAUCAACCGCGACCCGGCGUCGUGGACGACGCAGAGCCGCGAGCCGCUGCGCGUCAUUACCUUCUCGGGCCCCAAGGCCACUGUCGCUGCCUGGGCACCGGCGGACCAGUACAUCGUCACGGGCCACGACAACGGCAAGGUGGCGCUCUACUACCACGACGAGAAGGAGCCGGAGAGCGGUGUCGACGCUGAGCUGGAGGAGAACAGCGUCAUGGCCCACCCCGACCACAUUGUCACGGACCUGCAGAUGAGCGCAGACAAGACGUACUGCAUCACCAGCUCGAAGGACAAGACGAGCAAGCUCAUCGACACAAAAUCGCUCUCGAUUCUCAAGACGUACACCACCGCCACGCCUCUGAACAGCGCCGCCAUCCACCCGACGCGGCCAUACGUCAUCAUUGGCGGCGGCCAGGAUGCCAUGAACGUCACGACGACGUCGGCACGGCAGGGCCGCUUCGAGGCGCGCUUCUGGCACAAGGUGUUCGAGGAGGAGUGCUCGACGAUCGGACAACAUUUCGGCCCCAUCCACUCCAUCAUUGUGCACCCCAGCGGCAAGUGCUUUGCCAGCGGCGGCGAGGACGGCUACGUCCGCGUCAACUGGUUUGACCAGAGCUUCUUCAACGUCAAGCCGUACGGCCCGCAACUGGAGCUUGCCGCGGAGGACAUCUGAGGGGUGGCUGGUUGCUGAUGCUCAAUGUACAUGGCGUCUCUGAUUGGGGUGUCGUUCCCACACAGGCCCGUCAACCGAAGUUUGCCGAAACCUUGCAAGAACCGCCCAGGUUCGUGGGUUUAUGCACAAACUGUAGGUCUUCACUACGAGCCAGCGGCGGCACGCGUGCCUCGCCCCGUGUGGGGUGCAGGCGCCGCUAUGCUCUCCGACUCUGCUCUGCGCAGCCUCCAGGCCCCUGUGUUGUACGCCAGCUCGUGCAUGCCCGCAGCUCGGAUGUUGAGCGCGCCCAGCACGU